UUUUUGAGAGGCGUUGCCGCACACCGACUUCUCCAGGCUUACAUACCCGCAACUGCUCACACAUUUUCAUAGAUUGCGCACUCUGCCGUAGCGUACAGAAUACUAAUCGUCAGAGUUAAAGAUAUUCCAAGAAAUAAAGAUUUUGCCAUGGCCAACUACAUUCACGUACCCGACGAGGCUCCAGCUGUGCCCAAAAUAGAUGUGACAGUUGACGAGAGCGACUACAGAUCCGGUGCACUGAAUCUUAUCAAGGAGCUGAGACCGAGCUGGAAACCAUCAGAGGUCAAAGUGAAGUUUUUCACAGAUGGAAUAACCAAUAAGCUGCUGGGCUGCUAUGUGGGUGCAGUCAUGCAGAAUGUGGUUCUGGUCCGUAUUUAUGGCAACAAAACAGAACUGUUGGUUGACCGGGAAAAUGAGGUGAAAAGUUUCAGGGUACUACAUGCACACCGCUGUGCCCCACGCCUAUACUGUACCUUCAACAAUGGCCUGUGUUAUGAAUUUCUGCAAGGAACUGCCCUGGAGCCUGAGCACAUUCGCAGCCAGCCCGUUUACAGGCUCAUUGCCAGGCAGCUGGCCAAGUACCAUGCCAUCCAUGCCCACAAUGGCUGGGUGCCCCAGUCUGACCUGUGGCUGAAGAUGGGCAAGUACUUUGCUCUCAUCCCCAAGUACUUAAAGGACCCUGAGCAGAACGCUAGGUUGAGUACGGAGGUGCCCAGCUUACAGUGCCUCCGAGAAGAGCUGGUGUGGCUCCAGCAGAGCUUGUCUGUGCUGGGCUCCCCCGUAGUUCUCUGCCACAACGACCUGCUCUGCAAAAACAUCAUUUAUAACCAGGAGGCAGGCAAUGUAAAGUUCAUUGACUACGAGUAUGCUGGGUACAAUUACCAAGCCUACGACAUUGGGAACCAUUUCAAUGAGUUUGCUGGCCUGAAUGAGGUGGAUUAUAGUCACUACCCCGAUCGGUCCUUUCAGCUGCAGUGGAUCCGCUCCUACCUGGAGGCCUAUAAGGAGCACAAAGACCAGAGCAGUGAAGUGACUGACAGCGAGGUGGAGAUUCUUUAUGUCCAAGUCAACCGAUUUGCCCUGGCAUCUCAUUUCUUCUGGGGUCUCUGGGCUCUGAUUCAGGCCAAGUUCUCCACCAUCGACUUUGAUUUCUUAGGAUAUGCAGUUCUGCGCUUCAACCAGUACUUCAAAAUGAAACCGGAGGUGUCUGUGCUGAACUUACCCAAAUAAAAGACCCCACCCCCUCAUCUUCUCUUCCUCCUGCUCUUCCUCCCUUCCAACCUCCUCUGCGCCUCACAUGAUGACUGUAGAGCGCCCUCUUGGGGUGUAUGUAGGGAAGAGCCAAACUGAGAGUGUCCUGUUCAGUGCCUACAGGUCCCCCUACAUGUCCUUUAUCUCUAUAGAUUUAAUGGACCACAAUCUUAUCUAUCAUCUGCUGUCACACCUUUAACCAGGAGGUAACCCAAAGCAUUUGUACUGUGGGUGGGUGUGACGUAGAGACCUAAGACCUGUUAUAAUGUGAAGCCCACAUAGCUAAAUUUAUUGUGGUCAUUUCAGUUAUUCUAAUAUCAAUUAGGAUAUUAACAUGAUAUCAGUGUAUUGUAUUUGUAAGCAGCUUUUCUUAUAGCUCAAAUCACUAUAAAUACGACGUAGGUGGAAUGUCACCUCCUUCACAACCGAUACAUAGUAACCACCUACAUGACUGACAGGUGGCCCAAACACUAAUCUGAUUGCCAGGAGAUACCUUCCUCAUAUGUACAUUCAUGGGGAAAAACCUUCGAGAGCCAGCCCAGCUAACAACCAAAUUUAUAACCACAUGGAAGCAAUACAAAGCCUGCUUUGUUUGCCGAGGAACCAAGAUGAAAAAAAAAAAGAAAACAAAAAAGAAAUGCAAACAAGGAAAGGCCAGUGCUGUCCCUUAAUCCCUUGCAAAAAAAAAUCUGUGGCCUGCCUUGUGACUCUUGUUUUCACCCAUACUUUCUCCAGCAUGGGUGGUGCGCUGGAAUAGUCAUGUAGUCAUUGUUGCCGUGUAGUUUGGUGACGGCUUGUGUGUUUUGGCUUUCUAGACUGAAGGUAGAAACAUCGAGCUGUAGGAGAGCAUUUUGUGUUUACAUCUAACCUCUCCCUUGAGUUAAAUAGUUAUACUGUACUUAGCAGUUUUUUGACUUGAGGGAGAUUUUCACUGUAAUGUACAUUUCAUGUUUGUUUUGACACUUGGUUUUUGUCUACAUAUUAACUGGGGAGAAGCUUGCAACUCACUGUAAUUUGAACAUUCCAUGUUCAUAAUGGUAGACAGGAAAUUUGGUUGUAGUUCACAUGGUAAGUCAGCAGUGUUGGGGGCUUAAUUCACUGUGACAUCGACUUUACAUUGUCUGCUCCAUGUCAGGGAAAGUUUUGGAAUCAUCUUUAAUAUUACAAAACACUGCUGUUCAUACCCAAUGAACUAAUGACUGGCCAUUUUAUAUACUUAUAGACCAGUUUUCAUUCACAUGUGUGUUAUUAAGAUAAGUGUAAUUGUGUGUGCCUUGCGGACUGUCGGAUUGCUGAGCCACUGUUGGCAUUCAUCAUUUUUAGCGCCCAAUGUUGAAAUGAAGGUCUGUAGAAAAGUGGAAUUUUGUCGAAAGUGGAGUUGGUUGUCCCAACUUGGCUAAGUAAGACACAUCUUUGUUUAGUUUAAAAAAAAUAAUAAUAAUGUAAUGAAAGUCAGCUGUUAGUGGGACCUGAGGAGCAAGAGCACCAUCUGCUGUCAGUAAUGUCUUGAUAUUCAUCCUUUGACCUUCAUGUUAAUGUUUAAAAACUAAAGCAAGUUCAUCUCUUCGUUACUUUUAACAAGUCUUCACCAAAGUGCUGACAAUUGUUUUUUGCUUGUACAUAAUGCACACAGUAUCAUUUUCCAUGUAGCACAAAGAGAAUUAGAAUAACAGUUAUAUAGACUUUUUAUACUUAUUUAAAUGGAAAUGUUGAAGCUGAGGUCUUUGAGUGUGGGGAUGUUUGCUGAUGCAGCAACAGAUGACUCUUGGGCAAAUACAGCAUAUUGAGAAAAGAAUGACACAAUUUAUAGUUUCAGAAGAGCACUUGAUUUUCAGCCUCCUGAGCAAUUUAAACAUGAACGUCACAUGUAAAAUGUGGUGAAACUAGUUUUAUUGUUUACUCCAAAACAGUUUGCAAAUGACAUGUUUGCCCACAUGGUCUCUGCUGUAACAAGUUUGCAAAGCUCCAUGAAGAGACCAGAGACAAGACUGGAUUGUCCACUCCAUGUUAACACUCCCGCACAGUAGUAGGUAGCUAAGGAGUAGUUUUGAAGUUUGAAGGUGAGGCCUGUUACUUCACUUCUGUCUUUAAUUCAGUGUUGCGUGUCUUUCAUGCUGGUGAAUUAAGAAGUAGUUUGAGUCAGGCCUAAUGUUUGAAAUGUAUGUACGUUGGCUUAUAUGUGAAAAUCUUCCACAAAAGUAUAUUUGAUGCUGAAUGGUUCUGAUUAAGUUACCGGUUGAAUUGUGUUGGGGGAACAUGUUAAGAGUCUGUGUAAGAUUGUUUUCUGUUGGGUGUCCGGUUAGUACACUGUCAGACCACGCUUACACAUAACAUGCAGAAAAUCAUGCAGUUUGUCGAAUUCGACUGCCACAUAAUCAGAAAUUUCAAAAUGUUACAAAUUUUACUGCUGAAAUAUUUGCUACAGGCUUUAUUUCCCCAUCCAUGUGAAAAUGAAUACAUUUUCACUGUACAUCAUACAUAUGUCAUCUUAGUACUAAUAAUAUGAACCUCUACAUUUUACAGGUGUGCGUUUGUAUUUAACAUUGUAUAAAGUCUGUCGUUAAAUCUCUCUGGCCACUUUAGCAUAUGUUUAUAUGUACAGUAAACAAAUUUGAUAAUAUCUUUGCUUGUUCUCAAAUGUGAAUGAAUGUACAUAGCGGGAGUUCUUUUUAUUUUUUUGUUUUCUAAAAGUCGCAUUAAAGUGAAUAGUUGCCUAGGGUAAAACAUUUAAAAAAUGACUUUUUCAAUACUGUAAACAUGCUUUGAAAAAUAAAGUCUAUAUACCCUG
Siniperca chuatsi (mandarin fish) is the source of this 4039-nucleotide messenger RNA. RefSeq names its product ethanolamine kinase 1 (gene etnk1). The transcript has 8 exons. Gene Ontology annotation, molecular function: ethanolamine kinase activity. Gene Ontology annotation, biological process: phosphatidylethanolamine biosynthetic process. Gene Ontology annotation, cellular component: cytoplasm. NCBI's taxonomy places the organism in Eukaryota, Metazoa, Chordata, Actinopteri, Centrarchiformes, Sinipercidae. The record is from RefSeq and is a predicted model, not a curated record. The coding region runs from base 148 to 1230 and encodes 360 amino acids.